AUGGUAGGCGUCCCAGGCCGCAGCAGCGGCUGCCACACCUGUCGCUCAAGACAUAUCAAAUGUGAUGAGCGCAAGCCGACCUGUCACCGUUGCGAGAAAUCCGGCUACGCCUGCCAGGGCUACAACAAGCCCAUCCAUUUCCGCAUUCACACGGCUGGCGCCUCCGCUUCCACCGAUACCCGCUCCAAGGAACCGCAGGACCAGCGCUAUCUGAUGGUCAAGAAGACGCGAUGGACCAACCAGCCUGCUGCCGUGCCGCGCGAGCUGGAUCUCUCGGCCUUCCAAAAUGACAUGGCCUUCUCUUUUACUUUCAAGAAUCUCACCUACAGCAGCUUCGGUCGACCGUGGCUGCAGAUGGCUGCUGCUGAUCGUAUCGACGCUACAUCUUCUGCGGCGUGCAAGGCGCUCGCGCUGGGCUUUCUGGGAAACUCGCAGCGCCAACUCACGCUCCAGAACAAAAGUGCCGUCGAGUACGGAGCGUCUUUAAGGUUGCUUAUCAAAGAACUGGCCAACGUCAAAGACGAAAAUGCCGGCAUGUACAUCAUUCCAGUGAUGAUCUUGCUAAUGUAUAAUUUUUCGGUAUGCAAAAAUGCCGACUUCAGUCACCAUGAGGGUCUGCGUCAGCUGGUUCUGUUCUGUGGCCCAGAGCGCUUCCAACAACAGCCAUUGUUGAGUGCGUUUGAGGCAACAAGGGAUAUUUUAAUUUCAAAGGCACUUUUGGAGCAGAAACGGACAUUCUUCGAAGAACCACAUUGGAAGACGAUACCAUGGCUUCUGAACCCCACAGCCAAAAACCCCACCAACCAGCUCCUCGACAUUCUAGCGGACAUACCAGGAUUUUUAGAGGACGAAGCCACUGUCAAACAGACUGGAGACCACAUGUUGCAGCUUAGCCUGUUCUCGCGCGUUGAACAGCACUUACAAGAACUGUACAAAUGGCGUUGGGCGUGGGAGGCGAACAAUCCGGGUGCGGCCAUUGAAAUUACUUCAUCGCCUAGUAGUAGCCCCGAAGAUCCGUCGACACCACAAGGGCUAGAAACAGUCUUGCGAUAUUCGACCUUCCUCCAAGCCAACGAAAUCUGCCUCUACAAUGCCGUACUGCUCUGGCUCCUCCGCUUCCUUGACGACCUUAGCCCCGGCGGGUCGGCCUCUGCCUCGUCGCUCAACACCUUCGAAAGCCCAGCUACAUUCUCCUCCCCGUCAAACACCACACGGUCGAACCAAUCAACCGAUGCAAUCGAUGAUGAAUUUUUGCUUGCGCAAGACAACUGGUCCAGAACACCUGCUACGCCGCUUUUGUUGCCAGGGCAGGCUCGUUCUCUAGGCCAACCAGCGCUGGAAAUAUGCCGCAGUUUCGAGUUUCUGCUACACAGUUUUGCGCGCAGCAAUGAUACGGCCCUGUCAUGGAUGAUGCCUAUCAGUCUUGCCUAUUAUGUCGUGCAGGAGGAUAACGCAUAUACCAGCUGGAUUCGUCGCAAGCUGAAUGCGUUUGAAGGUAAGGAGAACCUUCCUAUGUUUCAGGUUGCCAUGAUGAUGAUGAAGUGGCGGGCCGAUAUUCGGGAUGCUGGGACCCUGGAGUGA
Aplosporella prunicola CBS 121167 is the source of this 1581-nucleotide messenger RNA. RefSeq lists its product as uncharacterized. NCBI's taxonomy places the organism in Eukaryota, Fungi, Ascomycota, Dothideomycetes, Botryosphaeriales, Aplosporellaceae. Bases 1 to 1581 code for a protein of 526 amino acids. Gene Ontology annotation, molecular function: DNA-binding transcription factor activity, RNA polymerase II-specific; zinc ion binding. The record is from RefSeq and is a predicted model, not a curated record. Gene Ontology annotation, biological process: regulation of DNA-templated transcription. The transcript is spliced from 4 exons.